AUGCGCAUUGAUUGUCGGCAGGAGGUGCUUACCGUUGACACACGCACAUCUAUCUAUCUAUCUAUCUAUCUAUCUAUCUAUCUAUCUAUCUAUCUAUCUAUCUCAGCCUGUUCACAUGUAUCAUCUAUCUCAGUCUGUUUAUAUCUAUCUAUCUAUCUAUCUAUCUAUCUAUCUAUCUAUCUAUCUAUCUAUCUAUCAGUCUGUUCUAUCUCAGUCUGUCCUAUCUAUCUAUCUAUCUAUGGCACUCUAUUUAUAUUUAUCUCCCUGAACUUACUCUGGCCUGCUUUCUUAAAACUACGCCUAAAGUCUUCCUCGCAAUGUCAAUAUUUAUCACUGCCAACACUACCCAUCUAUAAUAACCUGGUUCUCCACAAACCUGGUCGAUUAGAAUUUAGCAAACCAAGUUACGUAGUGAAAGAAAGCCUACCAAAUGCCCGCCUAACUGUAAAUCGAAUCAAUGGAGCAGAUGGCAAAAUUUCGGUAACAUGGGUGACCAACCCGAUGACUGCCCGGGACGGAGUUGACUAUAUUGGCGGUUCUGGUUCGCUGACCUUUGCCCACGGCGAGACAAGCAAAGACAUUGAUAUCCAGCUAUUAGGAAAGAAUACCAACAGUGACUUGAAUUUCCAGGUCGAAUUGACUGAUCCAACUGGAGGCUCAGAAAUUGGACGAACUAACAAGACAAUUAUCACGUUAGUUAGUGAUGAAGAAUUUAAUAGCAUGGUCAGUCGAAUUGCCAACUUAACCAAACAAAAUUUAGACUCGCUAAAACUGGAGAGCGCCACCUGGGGCGGACAAUUCAAACAAGCCAUGAAUGUUAAUGGCGGCGACAUAGAAAAUGCCACCAACUUGGAUUACGUCAUGCAUUUUCUGACCUUCUUCUGGAAGUCUAGGAAUUAUCUAUCUCAGUCAGUUCUAUCUAUCUAUCUAUCUAUCUAUCUAUCUAUCUAUCUAUCUAUCUAUGUCAUUUAUCUAUCUAUCUACUCUAAGAAUUAUCUAUCUAUCUAUCUAUCUAUCUAUCUAUGUCAGUUUAUUCAUAUCUAUCUACGUCUGCUUUUAUGUAUCCAUUUUAGUCUAAGAAUUAUCUAUCUAUCUAUCUAUCUAUCUAUCUAUCUAUCUAUCUAUCUAUCUAUCUAUCUAUCUAUCUAUCUAUAUCUACUCUGUUUUUAUGUAUCCAAUUAUCUAUCUAUCUAUCUAUCUAUCUAUCUAUCUAUUUAUCUAUCUAUCUAUCUAUAUCUAUCUAUCUAUCUAUCUAUCUAUCUAUCUAUCUAUCUAUCUAUCUAUCUAUCUGUUUCAUUUCAUCCACUGAUCUAUGUUUAUCACUUUAAUCUAUUUAUUAAGCAAACGAAUAAUUUCUUUCUUUUUCUUUCUUUCUUUCUUUCUUUCUUUCUUUCUUUCUUUCUUUCUAAUCAGUCAACCAAUCAAUCACUCAAUCAGUUUUUCUUUCUCUUCCCGCAGAUCCUAUUCGCCCUCGUCCCACCGCCAUCUUUGCUCGGCGGGUGGCCGACCUUCGUCUUCUCUUUAAUCAUGAUUGGGAUAAUCACAGCAAUCGUCGGCGACUUGGCAUCCAUUUUCGGUUGCCUUAUCAAUAUGGACAAAAGCAUCACUGCCAUCACCCUGGUGGCCCUGGGCACCAGUAUGCCGGACACUUUCGCCAGUCGUCAAGCAGCCUUGCAAGAGAAAUUUGCCGAUAGUGCAAUUGGUAAUGUCAACGGUAGCAACGCAGUGAAUGUCUUUCUCGGACUCGGUCUACCUUGGUCAAUGUGUCUGUCUUUUAUUCUUCUCUUUCUUAAAACAUCAAUUUCUUUCUCCCUCCCUCUACCUCUCUUUAUAUUCUUCUCUGUUUUAAAAUUUCAAUCACACUCUCUGACUUUUCUUCAAUCGAUUUUACCCCUUUUAAUCCUAUUUGCUUUUUCGUCACACACUUUCUUUCUUUACUUUGAGUCUCAAUUCUUCUUUUUUUUUCUAUUUCUUCUCUUUUUAUUUAUCUCUUUCACACUUUUCCUACUUUGCUUCUCACUUCUUUUUCUUCUCUUUUUUUUAUCAACUUCUCCCUUUCUCUACUUCACUACUCUAUUCCUAUAUAUUUUUUAUCACCUUCUCUCUUUCUCUAUAUCGAUUAUCACUCCCUCUUUCUUUUCUCUUCUCUUUUCAUCUACUUCCCUCUUUCUUUACUUUCAUUCUUACUUCCUCUUCUUUUUUUUCUCUUUUAUAUCUUCUACCUUUCUCGCCUUCGGUUUUCACUUCUACUUUCUUUUUUUUUUCUCUUUUUAUCUCUUUCUUUCUCUACUUCAGUUCUCACUCCCUCUUUCUUUUCUCUUCUCAUUUUUAUCUCCCCCUCUCUUUCUCUACUUUGAUUCUCACUUUUUUCUUCUCUUUCUUUUCCUCCGAUUCUCACUUCCACUUUGUUUUUUCCUUUUCUUUUUAUCACCUUCUCUCUUUCUCUAUUUCGAUUCUUACACUCUCUUUCUUUUUCUUUUCUUUUUUUAUCACCUUCUCUAUUUUGAUUCUCACUUCUUUUUCUUUUUAACACCUUCUCUCUUUGUCUACUUCGAUUCUCGCUUCCACUUUCUUUUUUCUUCUCUUUUUAUUUCGUCUCUCCUUCUCUACUUAUCCCCGACCUUCCUUUAA
Acanthosepion pharaonis is the source of this 2631-nucleotide messenger RNA. The record is from the annotation of a GenBank genome assembly. Lineage: Eukaryota; Metazoa; Mollusca; Cephalopoda; Sepiida; Sepiidae.